AUGUUCGAUGAAAAUCAGGGAAUUGCGGUGUAUGCCGGGUACAAGUUGGAUCAAGGAACAAUUAACUUUGGUCAGGCGCCAGGGGGAACAAGAGGAUGGAAGAGAGAACCAGGUAUACUGAGGCAAGGCAGCGACAACAUUUACCAGAAUCAACCGUUUCAAAAGGGUCACUUAGUCCCAGCAGAAACUUACUCGAGCUCUGAAGAGCGCUUAUGCUCAACCUACAGACACACAAACGCCGUUCCACAAGUAGGAGCUUUUAACGGCGGUCAGUGGUCCCAGUAUGAAAGGAAAAUACGAAUUUAUGCCCAAAACACCUGUGUGCAGAACAAUAGAGUGCUCUUUCUGUUAACUGGCACUUCUUUCGUUCAGGUUCAGAACAACCAAUUGCAAGUAACACUACUACAACCUAACCAACUAGGUCCAGUCCAAAAUUACCCAUCAAUUACUAUCCCCAUUUCGAUGUGGACCGCUGGUUGUUGCGUGGCUCCAAAUGGCCAGGCAGAGAGUUUUGCGGUGAUUGGAAAUAACGAUGCAAACCAGCUGCCCUUCAUAAGUCAGAUAAGCCUUGCCCAGCUUCAAAACAUCCUCACAACCGAUGUCACCCGAAGUGGCUUAGGUGGACCUGAAGUGAAUCUGUUUCCAGGACUUGCAAACUGCGUGAAUAACAAUGCUGCACAGCUUCCUCAAGCAGCAGCGGGUGGAUAG
Pocillopora verrucosa is the source of this 708-nucleotide messenger RNA. RefSeq lists its product as uncharacterized. NCBI's taxonomy places the organism in Eukaryota, Metazoa, Cnidaria, Anthozoa, Scleractinia, Pocilloporidae. The record is from RefSeq and is a predicted model, not a curated record. Gene Ontology annotation, molecular function: hydrolase activity; nucleic acid binding; metal ion binding.